AUGUCUGUGCUGGUGUUCUCAAUCGGCGUCCUAGAAGCUUUGGCUUGUGUAGAACAUGUUCGCCAGAGUUACCUACCGCUCGACCUGGGCAGAAAGCGCCGUCGGCUUGUCCUGGAUGUGGGUUCUGGAACGAUCAGGCACCGAGAGACAAGGCGAUCCAGUGAAUUCCAGAGAGACCCUCACGUGUUCCUCAGGUCUAUUCAAGCCGCAGUUGAAGAAGAGGGCGAUGAGAAGGAAUCCGAAGAACUGGCGGCGAUCUUCCAGGCUGUCGAAGCUCGCAACAUUCACUCGACACAGAUCAUGAAUCAUCAGGACCCCGUAUUCCUGUCAGUUAAUGACAUAGAUGAGAGCGACAGCUGUGCCAGUUCUGAAAUAAGUCGUACGAGUACUCCUAACACCGUAAUAAUGAACAUGAGUCCAGGACUUGAUAGAGGAUCAGUUGUAGAAUCUCCUUACAUUCCUUCUGACAGUUUUAGUGAGUUAUUGGGGCCGGAAAUCGAUGAGGUAUUUUCGAAUCAAAAAGACAUAGGUAUAACAAAAGUAGAUAUAGAAAAAUUUAUUUGUAUUCGCGAGCCAGAUAAACAAUUCGAAUCCAUUGACAGUAAUAGUCCAAAUAUCGGUGAAGUAUUGCAGUCAUCCAAUACACAAAUUGUAUCUAAAAAUUCAACUGUUUACACAAUUACUAAUGAAUUAUUGGAAACCAAAAAAACUGAAAUUAAUAAGGGCAAAAGCAUUGAUUCAACUACAGAUUUGCUAGAUACAGACAUCAUUUCUAUACCUUUCGCAGAAAGCGGUAUUGAAAAAUCAACAAAAGACUCUUUAUUCACUAAUUCAGUGUUAUGUGAUGGUCAUAACACUAAAAUUAUUAUGAAAAACAAUGAACUUACUUGUAAGAGUGACAAAAUAGGCUCUAAUUUUGAUCAUCCUGUAAUAAAAGACGGCGAAGAGAACACCAAUAACAACAUAAUAAUCAACAAUACUAUUAACUUCGAAUCGCAAACGGCAACGCUAAAACUUCCUGAUAACAACAAACUCUCCCUAUUACCCAACAAUACUUCCGUCCAUAAUAAUGACAUUGUAAUACAAGAAAAUGAUUUAGAAAUUAAUCAUAAAAUAAAUGAAAACUCUUUUAAUCUAAGUUCUAUUGCUGAGACAAAUAACAUAGAGACAAUAGAAAAAUGUGAAAUAUUGGUUGAGAGCCAAGCUCACAGUGGAAAGGAGCCAUUAAUAGAAAAUAAGGGCAAGGAUGAAAUAUGUGAAACACAAUUGGAACGGGUUAUUGAGUCAGAAAAACAAUCUAAAAACGAUGAGAUACAGAACGCACAAACAGUACUCACUAAUUCCAUUAAUAUUGUUCAUCAUACGAAUAAUUAUGAAUACGAUAGAAAGAAAAUCAAUGGUGCCGAUCAAUUGAAUUCAUUCAGCGAACAUGAAAAUUCUGCAAUUGUUCCGAAACAUGAAAAUGAGCCAAUUCAGGAAGUUUUGUUGCAAGCUCAGUUAAAUGAAUCUGAAAUGGUUUCGAUAAAAUUAGAUGAGAGUAAAGAUAAAAUUAUCGAAGAAGCCAUCGCAGGAACGAUAGAUAAUGAUGAAUCACGCCGCUGUAUUCCUGAUCAAUCAGCAACUAUAUCUAAUUCUGAUAAAAACAUCGCAAAGAGUACUAAUAAUGAUUUAGAUGUUUGUAAACUACAGGUAGCCCAUAAUGGGCAGUUUGAUGCCUCUGGACCGAUUCCUACAAAACCUGAUGUUAGUAAUGAAUUCAAUAAAACUAUUGAUCAUGGAAUGGUAAAGCAGGACAAGGAUAAAGAAACAAGUAGUUGCAUUAAAGUUCAAACUUGCAACAGUCUCGAUUCCAUGAAUGUUUGCAUUGAUAAUAACUCCAAUAUAGCGAAAGAAACAUUUUCUUCUGAUCCAGGUGAAAGGAAGACCAUACCGACAAAUGGCCAAGCUAAUGAGCUAAUUGAGGUUCCUCAUACUCUUGCGACUAUAGAACAUGUUUUGGUGUCCAAAGGCGACUCAAUAUUGGAUUCAUCUUGUCCUAAAGAUAAGGUGAUUAGUACUCAACAAGAACUUCUUUCUGAGGACAUAGUUCCAACUGACUCAAAGUCAAUCAUAGUCAAAAAUGAAGACAAAUAUCUGACAAAUGAUGUUUUUAGAGAAAACGUUGUUGAAGAACGGUCAGAAUCAAAUAAAGUUGAGAUAAAGGAAGCAAAUGUAAAUGCUCAUCAUAAACCUGAAUCAAUAAGAGAAGUUUCAAAAUCGGAGAAAAUAUUCGAUGAGGCUAAACAUUCUACAAAUAUAUCUAUAGAUACCACUAAUAUUAAAGAAGAAGUUUAUUCAGAAAAAGCUGAUUCAGUUAAAUCUGAAAUAGUUGAAGAAUGCGUUAGACAUUUAGUGGAUGUGGUUUCUGAACAACAAACAUCAGAUUGUAAAAGCGACUAUAACAAUCAUAUUGACACCCACAGACAAUGUGACUCGGAGGAAACGGUUGUAACAAAGGAAGAGUUCAAACCUUCUGUUCAAACUAUACCUACAGGAAUUGCUUUAAACGAAGAGCAUCAAGUGGGUAGUCUUAAAGAAGUUUGUGCAGAGAUCAUUGUUUCUAAAGACACAAAAUCGAAAGGAGUUGAUACCGAUACGAUAUAUUCAAUACAUAAUAAUGUAUCAAAUGAGUCUGGAAAUCAAGAGGAGCUAAUUAUGAGCGAAAAUGCUGCUGCAAAUGAAGACGAUGCAACUAAAAAGCUACGCCCUGUUGCGCCACAAACGUCUAGAUUGAAAAUUGAGACUGAAUCAAAAGAAGAGAUAACAUCGAAAGAUCUUUUGGAUGUCAAAGAAAGUCUUAAACCACUGCCACAAAAGGAGCCAGCUAAGGACAAAGGAGGGAACCCAUCUGAUCGGAAAGCUGUAAAAACAGAUAAAGGGGUACUUGCUAAACAGGAAACGCUAAAUGUAUCUCCGUUCCCGGAUGACGUCACCUUAUUGGUGGGGGACCUCCCUUCUCAAAAUCAGUUCACGGCAGUUGAAGACAUCACAUCGCCUGAUAAAGCAUUUUGGGUAAGGGAGUUGAAGGGGUAG
Molecule: messenger RNA, 3072 nt
Organism: Nezara viridula (southern green stink bug)
Lineage: Eukaryota; Metazoa; Arthropoda; Insecta; Hemiptera; Pentatomidae
Source: the annotation of a GenBank genome assembly